AUGCUGUUUUCCAGAAACCAAGUCAUCCGCAAUAUACGAAGAAAGCCGUUGAUAUUGGUUGGGCUCGUCUCGCUUGUUGCUCUUGUUUACUUGGCGUUUGUUGGAACCACGCUGGCGCCAGGACAGAGAUCAACCAAGAAGUACUCUUACAGCAAAAAGGGCGGCCUGUGGCUCGGGAGCAAGAACAAAGAUCUGGUCAUUUUGCAUAACCUACCAGACAACCACAUUCUGCACUAUGACUUGAACAAAUUGGCUGCCACAGCUGAUGUCUUGGGCAACGAAGGAGAAGUGUUGAUUUUGACCCCUAUGACGAAAUUUUUGCCCGAAUACUGGGCCAACUUGAACAAGCUUAGUUACGACCAUAGCAUGAUUUCGCUAGGAUUCAUAUUCCCAAGGAAUGCCGAGGGUGACCAAGCACUUAAACUGUUGGAACAGGCAGUUAAGCAAACUCAGGCAACUAAAGGUAGAUUCAAGAAAAUUACCAUAUUGAGACAAGACACGGAUGCAUUGGAUCUGCAGCUUGAAAAGGAGCGUCAUGCUUUGAAGGUGCAAAAAGAGCGUCGUGCCAUGAUGGCCGUUGCCAGAAACUCAUUGCUAUUUACCACCAUAUCACCAAAGACUUCAUGGGUGCUCUGGUUGGAUGCCGACAUAGUCGAGACACCGCCAACCUUGCUUCACGACAUGAUGGCACACAAAAAACCCGUCUUAUCCGCCAAUGUUUACCAGCGUUACCUUGAUGAGAACGGAGCGUCCGCUAUCAGACCGUACGACUUCAACAACUGGAUCGAGUCUGAGGAUGGGUUGAAGAUUGCCGAGGGCAUGAACGAUGACGAGAUCAUUGUUGAAGGCUACCACGAGUUAGCCACUUACAGACCUUUGAUGGCGCAUCACUACGACGACAAGGGCGACAAGAACGCUGAGAUGCCAUUAGAUGGAGUUGGAGGUGGUGCCGUGUUGGUGAAUGCCGAUGUCCACAGAGACGGUGCCAUGUUCCCACCUUUCCCAUUCUACCACUUGAUUGAAACUGAGGGUUUUGCCAAGAUGGCCAAGCGUUUGGGCUAUGAAGUGGUUGGUUUGCCAAACUACUUGGUCUACCACUACAACGAAUAG
Messenger RNA from Candidozyma duobushaemuli, 1110 nucleotides. It is a transcript of the gene MNN9, whose product is annotated as mannosyltransferase complex subunit. Gene Ontology annotation, cellular component: mannan polymerase complex. Gene Ontology annotation, molecular function: alpha-1,6-mannosyltransferase activity. Lineage: Eukaryota; Fungi; Ascomycota; Pichiomycetes; Serinales; Metschnikowiaceae. The transcript has a single exon. The coding region runs from base 1 to 1110 and encodes 369 amino acids. The record is from RefSeq and is a predicted model, not a curated record. Gene Ontology annotation, biological process: cell wall mannoprotein biosynthetic process; protein N-linked glycosylation.